Molecule: messenger RNA, 495 nt
Organism: Falco peregrinus (peregrine falcon)
Lineage: Eukaryota; Metazoa; Chordata; Aves; Falconiformes; Falconidae
Gene: NDUFC1
Product: NADH:ubiquinone oxidoreductase subunit C1
Exons: 4
Coding region: 98-346 (82 amino acids)
Cellular component (GO): mitochondrion
Source: RefSeq, a predicted model, not a curated record
GCAGCGCGGCAGGCGCCCGGCCUCGUGCGGGACAGCUCGUCCGCGGGGCGCCGGGGCGGCCCCGCCCGCGGGGGCGGGGCCAGGCCGGGCUGACAAGAUGGCGGCGGCGCUGCGGGCGGCGGAGCGGUUGCGGUUGGCGGCGGGGCCGCCGAGGCUCGCUUUUACUCGUUCUGCGUUUGUUGCAAAAAGACGUAAUUAUGACCAACCAAACUGGUUUGGAGUUGGCUUGGCUUUUAGCACCAGUGCUGCCUUGUGGGCUCUUCUUUUCAAGCAGCAUAAUGAAGAUGUAAUGGAAUAUGAGAGAAGAAAAGCAGAGAGACAACACAAGUGUACAGGAUGUUCGUAGUUGACGGUAUGCUCACUAAGAAGUAACGUGAUCAGCAGUUGUCCUGCAAAUAAAUGAGCACAGCAGAAGUAAAAAGUAUCUCAAUACUUACGCUCAUACAUUUCAUGUGCAGAAUUAAGAAAUAAAUUAUGGAGUAUGGAAGAAACUUA